Messenger RNA from Corapipo altera (White-ruffed manakin), 5353 nucleotides. RefSeq names its product ADP ribosylation factor like GTPase 5A (gene ARL5A). Gene Ontology annotation, molecular function: GTPase activity; GTP binding. The transcript is spliced from 6 exons. Lineage: Eukaryota; Metazoa; Chordata; Aves; Passeriformes; Pipridae. Bases 53 to 592 code for a protein of 179 amino acids. Gene Ontology annotation, biological process: intracellular protein transport; protein localization to Golgi membrane; vesicle-mediated transport. Gene Ontology annotation, cellular component: trans-Golgi network; cytoplasm. The record is from RefSeq and is a predicted model, not a curated record.
CCGCGGCCCCCGCGCUGCCGCGGCCGGCGAGGCCGGAGCGCCCCGGCCGACCAUGGGGAUCCUCUUCACCAGGAUAUGGAGGCUCUUCAACCACCAGGAGCACAAAGUGAUCAUUGUGGGCCUGGACAAUGCAGGGAAAACCACCAUUCUGUACCAAUUCUCCAUGAACGAGGUUGUCCACACGUCCCCCACCAUCGGGAGCAACGUGGAGGAGAUCGUGGUGAACAAUACGCGCUUCCUCAUGUGGGACAUCGGGGGACAGGAGUCCCUGCGCUCCUCCUGGAACACCUACUACACCAACACCGAGUUUGUGAUAGUUGUGGUGGACAGCACAGACAGAGAGAGGAUCUCUGUGACUAAGGAAGAACUGUAUAAAAUGUUGGCACAUGAGGACUUGAAAAAAGCAGGUUUGCUGAUCUUUGCAAACAAGCAGGAUGUGAAGGAGUGCAUGACAGUGGCUGAGAUCUCCCAGUUCCUGAAGCUCACUUCCAUUAAGGAUCACCAGUGGCACAUUCAGGCCUGCUGUGCUCUAACUGGAGAGGGGCUGUGCCAAGGACUGGAGUGGAUGAUGUCAAGACUUAAGAUCAGAUGAUUUUUGGUGCCCUCUUUGCACAGACAUUGCUCCAGGGGAGCUGUUCCCCGGCAGAGGCGGUGGGGUGGAUGUAUUUAUACUGAACUGAUUGCAACUGUAUUUUCUACAUAGCUGCCCACACACAGUGUACAGGAAGGAGGACCAUUCCCAGAGGGAAAGGUGCAGCCCUGGCUCCAGUUUGGUUUGGUUUCCUGGGAGGAUCCGUUUCAAAGCUGUGACCAACCUUUAGAAGCUGCAGCCCCUCGGGACAGUCCAGCCUUGGGCGUGGGGAAGAUGAAGCAAGAGGAAAGGAGCUUUUAAUUUAGAGUUUUAUUAUCCCAUUGUAGCCCUCUCUAGUGGAAGAUGUUGGCUUCAUUAUUCCAGUUAAAUCAGCAACAAAUCACUGGCUUAGGUAUCAACUCCUCCAGUAUUUUUAAGGUUACCGAUGUUACAAAUGCAACCCUAUUUUCCUGUAUGUGAACUGUACAUAUUUGUGUAUAUUUAUACCUCAACUUUAGUUCCUUGCAAUCCGUUCAGAGCAGUGUGUGACUCUCAAUCAGCCUGUUGGCAGCAGCACCAACGUGGGACGUGGCCACGGCCUCGUGUCCCAGGGCUCUCCCUCUGUGUCCACCAGACCUUGGCUCCCACAGCUGGACAGACAGACCCUCCCUUCAGCCCAUGGCUGCUUUUCCACGGGAUGUUUUGGGUAGGGAGGAGGCUGGAAUGGGUUGGGGCACACGUGGAUUGAGAUUUGAAUGACAGUGUUGGCCAAAUUUGCCUGAGAGUUUAAAAGGAGGUGGGUUUUCCUUUCCUGUUGCAGUUGUUGUUUGGGUGAUGCUGCAGGUGCACGUCCUGCCCACUGCUCUCCUUUGCUGGUUGGUUGAUUCAGGUCUAAAAGUACCUUCAGCUGUCAAAAAGGGAAAAAUGUCUUUUUUUUUUUUAUAAACCAAAGAGGAGGCACAAAAGUGUGUUUGACAGUCCCACUGGAGUCAUACAAGUCACACUCUAAUGAAGUGUUUUUCAGAGGAAAAACUCUUUGCUACAUAAAUGUGCAGAUAUAUCAAUAGGGAACUGGAUGGGGACAAAACAUGACACUACUUCGAAGGCUCUAAGUGACCCACACGAGUUCCAGGUGAAAACAGAACUCCCUGCAUGGUCCCCAGAGCACUUUUGGAACACUAGGAUGACCUUUCCUUGCUGUAGCACCUGGUGGGAUGCCUGUCCCGUGCAGGAGGUGUCCAGAAUUCCCAUUUUAGAGGCUGGAGGCAGUUGGGAUGGUGGUCUGACAUGUCAGGGCUGUGGGGAGUGCACGUGGCCUUAAUCACAGGCUCUUCUGUUGGGGAGGUGUGGGGAGGGCAGCAGAACGAAACCAACCUGUGCUUCAGGUGUCCUUCCCUUCCUGAGGAGGAUGGAAAAGGCAUUUUACAGAAAAAGCUCAGUUUGAACUUUUUAAGGUGCUUCUCUCUGGGAUAAUCUGGCUGGUGGUGCUCCUGCCUCCCUGGGAGCACGUGGAUCCCCCCGGGGAAAGGGAAGGGAGGCAGCCUCAAAAAUCUGUCUUUAACAAAGGCAGGGAAAGAAUUGACCUUUUUAAUCUAUUUUUUUGGUAUCUCUGAGGCUCCCUGGCCGGGGGAUGUGCUGUCUCUGUUAAACAUUAAGGUGUACAUGCAUAUACCCAUAGUGCAUGCACAUAGAUCUUGGUAUUUAACUGGUGUAUUGCAAACUGUAUCAAUGUUUGAAGAAUUAACAAUUUCCUGCAGAGGCUCUCUCUGUCUCUCUGACAGUAUCUACAAGCAACGAGCUCCGUGCACACACAUGGAAUGGAACUGUACAUUUUCUAGUCUGGAAAACAAAAAAAAAAAAAAAGAAAAAAAAAAAAGAAAAAGCAGACUUUGCUUCUAAACCCAAGUGUUUGGUUUGUGAGUCUUUGCUUUGAUCCCUCCGAGGUGUUAAACGCUGACAGCUCCAGGCUCGUUCACUCAGGCUGGGGGUUGGUUGUUAAGAAAAGGAGUUGUUGUUAAUGAGAGGGCAGUGAUGGAGCUGUAUUGGGGUAUUUGCUGCUCGUUUGGACCUUUGUAGCAUUUCUGUGUCCGUGCAACGAAGGUGUGUGGUGGUUUCUCCAGGUGUGGGUUGUGUUUGACCAGACAUUGUGUGUUUACACAGGGCUUAUCUUGGGUUUGCUCUUCCCCUCUCUUGGCCACUUCCACUUUCGUGGUUGCCCUCCCCUGGGGCUCAGGAGCAGCCCCCGAGGAGCUGGAGGUCCCUGCACACCCAGCCUGGCUGCUGAACGGUGUCUUUGGUGCCCUGAGGGGUUUAUAACCCAAUAUUUGAGCUGUUUUCUGUGUGGGGGGACAGUGAAAACAAGCCAGCCUUAACCCAGCUCCAACCAAGGUGUGCCAUGGCAUGUGUAGCCACGAGUUUUGUGUCUCUUCUGUAUUUUUGGGGGCAGAUGUGGCCACAACUCAGAGGUGCCUGAUGUUCACUGACACAUCCUGUGCCUGCAGCUUGUCCAGGGCUUGGCACUCCCAGCUGGGCUUUAGAAGCUGAUUUUCAGUCGGGGGGGGUGGUGGGGGUUGUCACCCCAUUGCCAACAAUUCCAAACCCCCCUGGAAUGGUUUCUGUGAUGGUGCUUUGAAGUUCACGUGUGGGAAGUUAAAAAUGUUUCAGUCCCCAAGAAGAGCAGCCAAACUUUUGAUCUCUCAGACCCUUUGUGGCUGAGCUUCUUGUUUACAGCUUUUUCUUUUCCCUUCCCUGCAGGACAAUUCCCGUUUUUCUCCCAGCUUUGUCCAUAGAAAAACAAGGGAACUUUGCAUCAGUGCUGCUCCCAGCUCCACUUGGGGAUUGUUGGGAAUUGUUGGAUUGUCUUACCCUGAGCUGUGACCUUGGUUGUGUUUGACCCUCGGUGUUGUGCUGCCUUGGCUUCCAGCUUUGCCUUUGUUCUCUGUGCAAUUCCUUCUAAGGAUAUGGAAUUCUUCCUUAGGAUAUUCUACAGAGGAGGGAGAGGCCUUAAAAACUGGUUAUUGAAGUUUAUGCUGCAGAGUGGCAUUUUAGGAGCAAAAAAAAUCGCAUUAAGCCCUUUUUCAAUAAUACUUAAAAUGUUUCUCUUGGUUUAGCAGGUAAUAAAUUUGGUCAGUGGUCUCUGGAAUCUGAAAGUUACCCAGGCCUUUAAUUGUGAGGAGAGGUGGAAUAUAGAGUUGGAAAAUGUGAGCAGGGGUCUCCCAAGCUUCACUUGUUAAUCUUUUUCCUUUCAGGGAGGCUGAGGAGCUGCUCCCCUGUGGGGUGUAGGGGGAGUGUGUGAGCAGUAAAUGGACCUGACAGGCCCCUUCCACAGCCUCUGCAGCUCGAGUGCCUAAAACUAAUUCCACAAUCCCGGUUUUCCUCCUGUGCUACAACUUCCAUUUCCUUAGAAUAGAAAUAUAUCUAUAGAAGCAUCUCAGAGUGUGGAAACAAGUGGGUUUGCCCUCCCCACACAGCAGUUCUGAGGUGAUUUGUGAUGAUUUUGUUACCAUUCUCCCCUCCAUCCCAAGUGCUCUCCGUUGAUCAGGCAUCACCCAGCCCGCUUUGGGAUGGGAAAGAUGGGAUUUGUCCUUGUUUCAGGGUGCUUGGCUGGGAUUCCUGUUUAAAUAACUCAGUCCAGGAAUCCUUGGCCUUGGAACCUCCUGGUGGAAGUGGCUCCUUCCUCUCUGGCUGGUGGGAUGUUCACUUUGGCACUGGAAUUAGGGCUGAAAAGCCAUUUGGAGCUCGUUGGGAUGAGUGGGAUUGAAGCCAGUGCUGCAUCCCUGGGCAGGGCAGGGCCAUCCCAGAGGCACAGAGAUGGGACUAAGGAAGGAAAAUGUUGGAAUUACAGAUGUGACUGGAGUCUGUUGUUGCAGUGAGUGCAUUAAAUGGAUAAAAAUGGCAAAUUACAAGGGGCUGCCACUGUGACUUUUUACAUCCUGUGUUGGAAUCACAAGCAGAAAUUCCCUUCUUGCCUUACAAGUGGUUCAUUUUUAUCUUGGAUUGGAGCUUUAUCCACAGUGCAGUGAGUCCUGCACCACCCUCAGCCUCUGAAGGUGGAUUUGGGGUGAGUAAGGACCGAGCUGGGAGGGGUUUUUAAGCUUUUCCUCUUUGUAACUGUAGAAAACUUGGCUGAGAGUGAACGAAGGCAGAAAAUGCUGCUUUCCCUGGGAGGCUGGGAGUGGUUCUUUGUGCAUCAUCAGCUCAGUGUCACCUUGUGUGAAUCCUUCCUGAAGGAAAGGAUUGGUGGUGAAACCACCAGGGAGGGUGGGAGAGGGGGCCAAGAAAAGAGGGAUUGUCUUGGAGAGGCUAAAAAAUAACCAAACAAACCAGCUCAGGGUGAGCAUGUCCGUGGGUAAGAAAUAAAACUGGGGGUGUACGACAGAGGAUCCAGUUUAACUCUGUCCAUGUGAUGUUCCCAUGAAUGUUUUUGACACAUUUCUUUCCAAGUUCUUCUCCAAACCCUGGAAUCCUGCAGCCCCAGGGCUCAGCUCCGAGCCUGCGUUGGAGGGAACCGACCAAGGACUGGCUCCAGUUCCACCCUCCAGCACUAAACCUGCAAUUCCUGGAGUAUGAACUUCCCAGGUGACUCUCCCAACGCUGUCAUUGCCUCCUCCUGCCUGGCUGUUGUUUACAAAUGCCAAGUCACAUCCCUGUGUGUCCACGUGGAUCACCUGGACGGGGUCAGGUUCCCUGGGAUCCCUUGGACUUUGUACUUCCCUUUGUCUCCUUUCUGAAAGAAAUGUGGCUGAUGCUGAGACUGCAAUAAAAUCUCAUUCCAGAACGUGU